Messenger RNA from Sphaeramia orbicularis (orbiculate cardinalfish), 2551 nucleotides. It is a transcript of the gene slc26a1, whose product is annotated as solute carrier family 26 member 1. Gene Ontology annotation, cellular component: membrane. The transcript has 8 exons. The coding region runs from base 193 to 2337 and encodes 714 amino acids. NCBI's taxonomy places the organism in Eukaryota, Metazoa, Chordata, Actinopteri, Kurtiformes, Apogonidae. The record is from RefSeq and is a predicted model, not a curated record. Gene Ontology annotation, biological process: sulfate transmembrane transport. Gene Ontology annotation, molecular function: secondary active sulfate transmembrane transporter activity.
GGUGGAUGGAGGAGCUGAGGGAGGUGCAGGAGCUGCUGGAGGUGCAGGUCCAGGACGUCCAGGAGGUGCUGGAGGUGCUGGAGGUAUGGAGAAGCUGUCCUCCAGGUCCCCUACGAGCUGCUCCUUCUGUCAGGGAGCACAGCUGACCUCUUCAUCCUGUCACUGUUCAUCCUCCUCUUCCUCCUCUAAACCAUGGAGGAGGUCACCAGGGUCGCAGAAUCCUCCCCAGACCCUCCUCCUCUCCUGGAGCGUCAGGUCCGUCAGCGUCCUCCAGUGGCUUCGGUUCUGAAGUCGAAGCUGAAGCGGGGGUUGAGCUGUUCCGGACCCAGAGUCCGGUCCACCCUGUCCGGGUUCUUCCCUGUGGUGCGCUGGCUGCCCAAAUACAGACUGAAGCAGUACGUGUGGGGUGACCUCAUGUCUGGGGUCAUCGUCGGCAUCAUCCUGGUACCGCAGGCCAUCGCCUACUGUCUGCUGGCCGGAGUGGAGCCCAUCUACGGCCUGUACACCUCCUUCUACGCCAACAUCAUCUACUUCCUGAUGGGAACGUCCAGACACGUCUCUGUGGGGAUCUUCAGCCUCAUGAGCCUCAUGGUUGGACAGGUGGUGGAUAAGGAGGUGUACUUGGCGGGUUUCGACCUCAAUGAGGACUCAAAAACAUCUGGUCCAGUUGUGUUGAACGGCUCAUUGGACGGUAACUUCACAGCUACUAAAACGGUGGAACUCAUGGGCGUGCAGUGUGGGAAGGAGUGCUACGCCAUCGCUGUCGCUGCUGCGCUGACAUUCUUGGCGGGAAUCUAUCAGGUCCUGAUGGCGGUGUUUCGUCUGGGCUUCGUCUCCGUCUACCUCUCGACUCCCAUGCUGGAUGGUUUUGCCACCGGAGCCUCCUUCACCAUCCUGACGGUCCAGGCUAAGUACCUGCUGGGUCUGAAGAUCCCCCGUCACCAGGGUUACGGCACCGUGGUCGUCACCUGGAUCAACAUCUUCUCCAACAUUCACAAGACAAACCUGUGUGACCUCAUCACCAGUGCCAUCUGCAUUUCUGUUUUAGUGGCGGGUAAAGAGAUCCAGGAGCGUUACAAGGAGCGUCUGAAGAUCCCUCUGCCCACGGAGCUGCUGGUGGUGGCCGGAGCCACCCUGGCCAGUCACUUUGGAGACCUGAACGGGCUGUACGGCUCCAGUGUGUCCGGUCACAUCCCCACAGGCUUCAUCCCUCCACAGGUGCCCAGCUUCAGUCUGAUGCCGCGGCUGGCCCUGGACGCCGUUCCCCUGGCCGUCAUCAGUUUCGCCUUCACUGUGUCACUGUCUGAGAUGUUCGCCAAGAAAAACGGCUACACCGUUCGUCCCAACCAGGAGAUGCUGGCCAUCGGCUUCUGCAACAUCAUCCCCUCCUUCUUCCACUGUUUCACCACCAGUGCAGCGCUGGCAAAAACCAUGGUGAAGGAUUCCACCGGCUGUCAGACUCAGGUGUCCAGUCUGAUCAGCGCUCUGGUCGUCCUUCUCGUCCUCCUGUUUUUCGCACCGUUCUUCUAUGCUCUUCAGAAGUGUGUUCUGGCUUGUAUCAUUAUCGUCAGUCUUCGCGGGGCGCUGAGGAAGUUCAAGGACGUCCCGGCUAAGUGGCGAGCCAGCCAGAACGACGCCAUCGUGUGGUUGGUGUCGAUGGGAUCCACAGCGUUGAUCAGCGUGGAGCUGGGCCUCCUGACCGGGGUGGUGUUCUCCAUGAUGUGCAUCAUCUAUAAGACCCAGAACCCCAUGGUCUCUAUUCUGGGUCGGGCCGAUGACACGAACCUUUACGAGGACGUGGAUGAAUAUCAGAACCUGAUCCCACCUGCUCAGAUCCGGGUUUUCCGUUUCGCCGCUCCGCUGUACUACGCCAACAAAGACUCCUUCCUUAAAUCCUUGUAUAAAGCUGUGGGAGUGGAACCUUUCUUGGAGCUCACCAAGAGGAGAAAGGCCGAGAAAAAAGCCAAAGAGGCGACGUCAAAGCAGGCCAAGGAGAACGGAAACCAGAACAACGGAGAGGUGGUGGUGGGACUGAUCCAGACCCAGCUGGACUUCCACACCGUGGUCCUGGACUGCUCUGCCAUCCCGUUCAUGGACUCCACAGGCACGGCCACAUUCAAAGGGCUGAUCAAAGAGUACAAAGACAUCGGAGUGAGCGUCCUCCUCAGCGGAUGCAACACGUCAGUCAUCGACGCCUUAAAGAAGGGGGAGGUGUUUGGGAAAAACCACGCAGACAUGAGGCGGCUACUGUUUCAUACGGUUCACGCAGCGGUCGUGUACGCUGAAGCUGUUGGUUCUGCAGCGAAACAAAUGACAUCAGACGACUCUGCAGUGUAGGAGACCAGAAGAAGAAGAAGGAAACAGAAAAGGACCUCUGCUUCUUCUGUCCUGUUGAAUCUGACAGUUUUUAGGUUUGUUUAAUGAAAGCACACCAAGAAUAAAGGUUUAUUUAACCCUUAAAGACCCAAACAUCCACCACCAACCAAAACCAUCUGCUGAUCUAAACUGUUUAAUACCUGCUGAUCCACUAAUCCUAUCAAUACAUGUCAAU